UCUAGACCUAGCUUGUACGCUCAGUUUCUUCCAACGCAGAGCUGACCGCCACCGGCCCCUUCUCAGAGUGAAAUCAUGAAGGUAGUGAACUUGAAGCAAGCCAUUUCGCAAGCCUGGAAGGAGCGAUGGAGUGACUACCAGUGGGCAAUCAACAUGAAGAAAUUCUUUUCCAAAGGAGCCACCUGGGACAUUCUCAACCUAGCAGAAGCACUACUGGAGCAGGCCAUGACUGGACCUUCCCCCAAUCCUCUCGUCCUGUCCUACCUGAAGUAUGCCAUUAGUUCCCAGAUGGUGUCUUACUCCUCUGUCCUCACAGCUAUCAGUAAGUUUGAUGACGUUUCCCGGGACUUGUGUGUCCAAGCUUUGCUGGAUAUCAUGGACAUGUUUUGUGACCGACUGAGCUGUCAUGGCAAAGCCGAGGAGUGCAUCAGGCUGUGCCGGGCCCUUCUCAGCGUCCUCCACUGGCUGCUGCGCUGCACUGCAGCCUCUGCGGAGUGGCUCUGGGAGGGGCUGGAGGCCGGCAUUCCAGCCGCGGGGGAGAAGCAGCUUGCCAUGUGCCUUCUGCGCCUGGAGAAGACCCUCAGCAGCACCAAGAAUCAAGUCCUGCUCCACAUCGCCAAACUAGACGAGGCCUCCUCCUGGACUGCCAUUGAGCAUUCUCUCUUGAAGCUUGGGGAGAUCCUGGCCAAUCUCAGCAACCCCCAGCUCCGGAGCCAGGCUGAGCAGUGUGGCACGCUUAUUAGGAGCAUCCCCACGAUGCUGGCUGUACACUCGGAGCAGCUGCACAAGACGGGCUACCCCACAGUCCAUGCGGUGGUCCUGCUCAAGGGCUCCAUGAACCUGACAGGCGAGACACAGCCCCUGGUGGAACAGCUGAUGAUGGUGAAGCGCAUGCAGCAUAUUCCCAUCCCACUUUUCGUCCUGGAAAUCUGGAAGGCUUGCUUCGUGGGGCUCAUCGAGUCUCCCGAGGGUACAGAGGAGCUCAAGUGGACAGUUUUCACCUUCCUCAAGAUCCCACAGGUGUUGGUGAAGUUAAAGAAAUACUGUCACGGGGACAAGGACUUUACAGAGGACGUCAGCUGUGCUUUCGAGUUCCUGCUGAAGCUCACACCCUUGCUGGAUAAAGCUGACCAGCGCUGCAACUGUGACUGUACAAAAUUCCUACUCCAAAAAUGUAGCAAGCAGGGGCUUCUGUCUGAAACCAGUGUGACCAACCUCAUGGCCAUGGCAGCAGACCGGGAGCAUGCACCCCAGCUGAAAUCAGGAGAAAAUGCCAACAUCCAGCCCAAUCCUGGGCUCAUCCUCCGGGCAGAGCCCACUGUCACAAAUAUCCUCAAGACGAUGGAUGCAGACCACUCCAAGUCCCCAGAGGGCCUGCUAGGAGUCCUGGGCCACAUGCUGUCCGGGAAGAGUCUGGAUCUGCUGCUGGCCGCUGCCGCCGCCACUGGGAAGAUUAAAUCCUUCGCCCGGAAAUUCAUCAGUUUGAAUGAAUUCACAACACACGGCAAUGAAGAACUCGCCAAAGCAGCCUCCGUUCGCGCCUUGCUCUUCAACAUCUCCUUCCUCAUGUUGUGCCAUGUGGCUCAGACCUAUGGUUCAGAGGUGAUUCUGUCCGAGUCAAGCACAGGAGCACAGGUGCCCUUCUUUGAGACGUGGAUGCAGACUUGCAUGCCCGAGGAGGGCAAAAUCCUGAACCCUGACCACCCCUGCUUCUGGCCUGACUCCACCAAAGUGGAGUCCUUGGUGGCCUUGCUCAACAACUCCUCGGAGAUGAAGUUGGUGCAGAUGAAGGGGCACGAAGACAGCAUUUCAGCGGCCAUCUUGGAAAUCCUCAAUGCCUGGGAGAAUGGGGUACUGGCCUUCGAGUCCAUCCAGAAAAUCACAGAUAACAUCAAGGAGAAGGUGUGCAGUCUGGCAGUGUGUGCUGUGGCUUGGCUUGUGGCCCAGGUGCGGAUGCUGGGUUUGGAUGAGCGCGAGAAGUCACUGCAGAUGAUCUGCCAGCUGGCAGGGCUGCUGUACAGUGAGAACACACUGCAGUUCUACAGUGAGAGGAUGGUGAUCAUGAGCUCGAUCCUGGAGCACAUGUGUGCCGACGUGCUGCAGCAGACGGCCACCCAGAUCAAGUUCCCGUCCAUGGGUGUGGACACAAUGCCCUACUGGAACCUGCUGCCUCCCAAGCGACCCAUCAAGGAGGUGCUGACGGACAUAGUCGCCAAGGUGCUAGAGAAGGGGUGGGUGGUCAGCCGCUCCAUCCACAUCUUUGAUACCCUGCUGCACAUGGGAGGCGUCUACUGGUUCUGCAACAACCUCAUUAAGGAGCUGCUGAAGGAGACGUGGAAGGAGCACACGCUGCGGGCAGUGGAGCUGCUCUACUCUAUCUUCUGUCUGGACAUGCAGCAGGUGACCCUGGUCCUGCUGGGCCACAUCCUGCCAGGGUUGCUCACCUAUUCCUCCAAGUGGCACAGCCAUGGCACUGCGCUGGCCAAGCUAGCCGUCUGGUGUGCCCUCAGUUCCUAUUCCUCCCAUAAGGGACAGGCGUCCUCCCGCCAAAAGAAGAGACACCAUGAAGACAUCGAAGAUUAUAUCAGUCUCUUCCCCUUGGACGACAUGCAGCCCUCAAAACUGAUGCGACUGCUGAGCUCCAAUGAGGAAGAUGCCAACAUCCUCUCGAGUCCCACUGACCGCUUCAUGAGCAGCUCCCUGUCAGCCUCCCAGCUGCACACGGUUAACAGGAGAGACCCGCUGAACCGAGUCCUGGCCAACCUCUUCCUGCUCAUCUCAUCCAUCCUGGGCUCGCGGACCGCGGGCCCGCACACUCAGUUUGUGCAGUGGUUCAUGGAGGAGUGUGUGGAUUGCCUGGAGCAGGGCAGCCGAUCCAGCAUCCUGCACUUCACGCCCUUCACCACCGUAUCGGAACUGGUGAAGGUGUCAGCCAUGUCCAGCCCCAAGGUGGUUCUGGCCAUCACGGACCUCAGUCUGUCCCUGGGCCGCCAGGUGGCUGCCAAGGCCAUUGCUGCGCUCUGACAGGCUGGGGGGUAGCCGCAGGGGCCGUGUGGGGGACCACAGCCCCAGGCGCCUCAC
Messenger RNA from Mustela lutreola (European mink), 3081 nucleotides. RefSeq names its product mediator of RNA polymerase II transcription subunit 24-like. Gene Ontology annotation, molecular function: transcription coregulator activity. Lineage: Eukaryota; Metazoa; Chordata; Mammalia; Carnivora; Mustelidae. Gene Ontology annotation, cellular component: mediator complex. The record is from RefSeq and is a predicted model, not a curated record.